Ostreobium quekettii is the source of this 1839-nucleotide messenger RNA. Lineage: Eukaryota; Viridiplantae; Chlorophyta; Ulvophyceae; Bryopsidales; Ostreobiaceae. The record is from the annotation of a GenBank genome assembly.
AUGGAUUUCUUCACGCUUGCCAGCACCAUUGCAGGCUUGGCCCUGACAAUCAAGGAGCAUUACAAAGAACUGAGAUCGAGCGCGAAGAGGAAAGAGCGGCUCAACGGGCGGAUUGACACGUUGGAGGUCACGGUUACAGAAAUGACUCAACACUACGAAAAAGAGCCUCCAAAGAGAAUCAAAGGAGCCUUGGAAGGUGUCCAUGCUGAACUGAAAGGAGUGGAUGACCUGUUCAAGGAUCUCAAAACGCACGGCAUACUGCGAAGGCUGUUUGAGGCUCCAAGCACAAAUGACAAAUACAGAGAUAUAGAAGCUAACCUGGACUAUGCCGUUAAUGUCUUGGAUCUUGCCCAAAACUGGCAACAUUCCCGCCAGAAUGAAGAGUUCCAAAGGCAAGCAUUGCAGCUGAUGGAGACCAUGCAUGACAAGGUGGAUCUUAUUUUGGAGAAACUCAGUCGGCUGAACGACCGCGGCGAACAACAGGUUGACAGCAUCGAGGGGGAUCUGAGAUACAACCAGGAAAUGAUGGAAUUCUUGCAGGCGCAGCUGCAAAUGAUCGACAUUGAGUUGUCGUCUCCGAGGUACCAAGAGCUGUUAAUGCAGAUGCAAGGGGGAAAGUUGGAAGAAGGGAAUGAGGGGCAAGGAAGACGAGCAAAGUGGCAGGAGUCCACAAAGAAUCUGGCACAUGCUCGCAAGCUGGGCUACCUGCUGAUCAGUCGACACAGGCAGCCCUUGAACCUCACAACCUUUUACAAGGUUUAUGAGGCAAGGGAUGCCAUACAGGUGAUAUGCGAAAUGCUUCAUGCUUUUGUGAAGGACUGGGGCUUUUCUUCAGUGAAGAUCGAGACUGUUGUGCCCUCAGACAGAGUCCGCAGAGACAAGUCCAGGCUGGUAGGAUACCUUACAUAUGCCUUGUACGAGGGGGAGGAGUGUGCCUUCAAGAACGAACACCAUAAGGAGGAGUGGAAGGCACUCAGAGCACGCGUGAAGGGAUGGUUUGAUUUGCUCCCGAUGGUUGUGCAGAAAGGUGAUCUGCAGUUGGGAGAGUGCAUUGAUAGCAUGGUGUACAAAGGCACAUGGGAGGGAUCGCCUGUUGCAGUGAAGCGGCUGGCAAGAGGAGACGACCCUGCAACUCUGGAUCUUGAAGACUUUGCAGAAUUCUUCACAACGAUUGUUGCAUUGGCCAAGAUCAGUUCAAACCAUGUUGUGGACUUCAUUGGUGCCACUGAAGCGGGAAUGGUGCUGAUGGAAUUGGGCCAUACUGACCUGUUCAGAUGGCUGGACAGCCACCACUCAGCGACUCUGGCAACAAAGCUGGGCAUGUUGCUGCAGGCUGCCAAAGGUCUGCGGGAUGUUCACAAAAAAAGGUUUGUGCACCGUGCUGUACGCACCCGCAAAUUUGUGAUCUUUGGGGACAAGGCAACCCCCACAGUGAAAAUUGCCGGCUUUGGUCUGGCGAUUGUUAGACACGAAGGUGAGGCCAGCGAGACGUUCCGAACCUACAUCAACAAGGACAGGGACACUGCGUGGGUUGCUCCUGAGAUUUUCACUGGGAAGGCGUACACAACUGCAUCUGACAUCUACAGCUUCGGCAUAGUGCUGUAUCAUGUCCUGGGGGGUCUCUAUCCGUAUGGGAGGAGCACUCCGACAGCAGAAGUGAUGAGGAGGGUGAGGAACGGAGAGCUUCCAAGUCUUCCCAAUGGCAUGCAGCUGCCUGAGAGGUUGUCAACGUUGAUGCAGAAAUGCUGCUCCACCGAGCCCACCCAGAGGCCAGUGAGUAUGCAGCAAGUCUGUGACGAUCUGGAAGCAGUGCACGACAAUCUGAAGAACUGUCCGUGA